UCUUCCAGACUGGGGUGUUACUUCACUAACUGGUCCCAGUACAGACCUGGAGAUGGAAAAUUUAUGCCUUCAGAUAUUGAUCCAAACCUUUGCACACACCUGAUCUACGCCUUUGCUGCAGUUAAUGAUGCUAGUGAGUUGGUCACAGUGGAGUGGAACGAUGAGGCCCUAUACAAAUCCUUUAAUGGACUCAAAGACAGGAAUCCUAACCUCAAAACACUGCUAGCAGUUGGUGGCUGGAACUUCGGCACACUAAAAUUCACAAACAUGGUGUCAACCAAAGCCAACAGAGAGAAGUUCAUCCAGUCCUCUAUCAACCUGCUGAGAGAACAUGGCUUUGAUGGAUUAGACCUGGACUGGGAAUACCCUGGAGCACGAGGAAGUCCUCCAGAGGACAAGCAGAGGUUCACGCUCUUAUGCAAGGAACUCCUAGAGGCCUAUGAGGCUGAAGGAAAAGCAACUGACCGUCCCAGACUGAUGGUCACUGCUGCUGUGGCUGCUGGAAAAGGAACCAUCGAUGUUGCUUAUGAAAUUGCAGAGAUUGCAAAGUACCUGGAUUUCAUUAAUGUCAUGACAUAUGACUUUCAUGGCACCUGGGAAAGAGUCACAGGACAUCACAGCCCCUUGUAUAAGGGAUCAACUGACACUGGAGAUCAAAUUUACUUCAAUACCGACUUUGCCAUGAAGUAUUGGCGAGACCAAGGAGCACCUGCAGAAAAGUUGAACUUGGGGUUUGCUACAUAUGGGCGAGCGUUUCAUCUGUCCUCUGGAUCCAGUGAUGUUGGAGCACCAGCAAGCGGUCCUGCAACUGCAGGGCGUUUCACCCGUGAGGCUGGCUUCUGGUCCUUUUAUGAGAUCUGUACUUUUAUUCAAGGGGCCAGUGUCCACUUGAUUGUAGAUCAAAAAGUUCCAUAUGCCACAAAAGAAAAUGAGUGGGUUGGAUAUGACAAUAAGGACAGCUUCGAGGUUAAGGCCCGUUACCUAAAAGACAAUGGGUUUGGAGGAGCCUUCAUCUGGGCUCUGGACCUGGAUGACUUUGCUGGAAAGUUCUGUAGUCAGGGCAACUACCCCCUCAUCAGCCACCUGAAAUCUCUUCUGGCUUCAGAUCUCCUCCCAAAUGUGACCGGUGUAAAUACAACCAAUCCAAGUCCAGUGACUCCGUCUUCAAGCAACAAUCCACCUGACACUGCAAAUGGUGGCACAUCCUCCACCUCUACCUCCAGCGGGGCAUCUGAUGAUACCUUCUGUGUUGGAAAGCCAGCGGGGCCUUAUGCCAAGCCCGACGCCCCGGGCUCCUUUUACAAUUGUGCUAAUGGCGUUGCCUCGAUCCAAAACUGUCCAGCUGGCCUGGUGUUUCAAGAAAAUUGUAAAUGCUGUACCUGGCCCUAAAGAGUCACACGUCAUGUUUCAUAAGCUGUAACAACUAUGCUUAU
Myripristis murdjan (pinecone soldierfish) is the source of this 1433-nucleotide messenger RNA. RefSeq names its product acidic mammalian chitinase-like. The record is from RefSeq and is a predicted model, not a curated record. NCBI's taxonomy places the organism in Eukaryota, Metazoa, Chordata, Actinopteri, Holocentriformes, Holocentridae. Gene Ontology annotation, cellular component: extracellular region. Gene Ontology annotation, molecular function: chitin binding; hydrolase activity, hydrolyzing O-glycosyl compounds. Gene Ontology annotation, biological process: carbohydrate metabolic process. The coding region runs from base 64 to 1389 and encodes 441 amino acids. The transcript is spliced from 9 exons.